CGGCCAGCACCCCUGGGAAAUUAUUGCUGGACAGAAGCGGCUUUCGCGAGGGAGGUACGAAGAAAUUCCCCUUCAACAAACUCACCGACCAUACCCAGUCGACCUCAAUUCGCUGCCACCGGAUCUCGUCACUUCCCGACUCCGACUUUCCGCCUUGUUUCGACGCUUCGAAACGAGCGAUCCUUGCUUUGCUCUUCGAAUAAGUCCCGUGUUGCAGCCGGUUCGCCCAACCGCCAGCCAAACAGAAAAAUGGCGUCGGUGCCUCCCGCGACAAUCUACCCCCAGAGCCAUGUCGGUUUCGACAGCAUCACGUCCCAGAUCGAGCGCAAGCUGCUCAAGCGCGGAUUCCAGUUCAACAUCAUCUGCGUUGGCCAGACUGGCUUGGGCAAGUCGACACUGAUCAACACCAUCUUCGCUUCGCACCUUAUUGAGUCCAAGGGCCGGCUCAAGCCGGACGAGACGAUUCGGUCGACUACCGAGAUCCAGUCGGUUUCGCAUAUCAUCGAGGAGAACGGCGUCCGGCUGAGGCUGAACAUUGUCGACACCCCCGGCUACGGCGACCUGAUCAACAAUGACCGGUGCUGGGACCCCAUCGUCAAGUACAUCAAGGACCAGCACUCUGCGUAUCUGAGGAAGGAACUCACCGCCCAGCGUGAACGGUACAUUCAGGACACGCGCAUCCACUGCUGCCUGUUCUUCAUCCAGCCCUCGGGCCACUCGCUCAAGCCGAUCGACAUUGUCGUGCUGAAGAAGCUGUCGGAUGUCGUCAAUGUCGUUCCCGUCAUUGCCAAGGCCGACACGCUCACCCUGGAGGAGCGCCAGGCGUUCAAGCAGCGCAUCAAGGAGGAGUUUGCAUUCCACAACCUGAAGAUGUACCCUUACGACAAUGACGAGUUUGACGAGGAAGAGCGUGCUAUCAACACCCAGAUUAAGAACCUCAUCCCCUUCGCCGUGGUCGGUUCCGAGAAGUCCAUCAUUGUCAAUGGCAAGCAGGUCCGGGGUCGCCAGAACCGGUGGGGCGUCAUCAACGUCGAGGACGAGAACCACUGCGAAUUUGUCUACCUCCGGAACUUCCUGCUCCGGACGCACCUCCAGGAUCUCAUCGAGACGACUUCUCAGAUCCACUACGAGACGUUCCGCGCCAAGCAGCUCCUGGCUCUCAAGGAGAGCAGUGCACAGGGUCACGGCAGCAGGCCGAUCAGCCCAUCUGCCGAGCGCGAGAUGAGCCGCGGCUCGCAACGGGUGGCCAUGAACGGUUACUAGGUAUCCAGGUCUCUGGAAGGCUCCUCGAGCCAAAGUGCGUGUUUUUGACGGUCGGAUCUGUCCCGAAUAAUUGAUAUCCCGGCAGAAGCAGUGCCAGAGUCGUCGACAGCUGCAGACGGCGUCUGAGGCUCGGGUCGUGGGGGAGCAACAGCGUGGCGCAAAUCGAUGCGGUUUACAGGUCAUACCCCGCUUAGCCUAUGGUGUUUUACGUCUUGUUGGCAAUCGUAUUCCGUUGGUUGGCUUCAUUACCCCUAUCUCCUUUCUAGUAUCCGAAGCUCCUUCGCAUCUCUGCUGCCACUUUCCUU
This is a messenger RNA of Thermothelomyces thermophilus ATCC 42464, 1568 nucleotides long. RefSeq lists its product as uncharacterized. Gene Ontology annotation, molecular function: GTP binding; molecular adaptor activity; GTPase activity. The coding region runs from base 250 to 1263 and encodes 337 amino acids. The record is from RefSeq and is a predicted model, not a curated record. Gene Ontology annotation, biological process: cytoskeleton-dependent cytokinesis. Gene Ontology annotation, cellular component: septin ring; cell division site; septin complex. NCBI's taxonomy places the organism in Eukaryota, Fungi, Ascomycota, Sordariomycetes, Sordariales, Chaetomiaceae. The transcript is spliced from 3 exons.